UCACCCCCCUGGCCUCCCUGUGUCACCCCCUAUGGACCCCCUCCAUGGAGCACCCCCGUGUGUCACCCCCUCCCUGGGACCCCCUGUGUGUCAUCCUCCCCCAAACGCCCUGGUCCCCCCUUGUGUCACCCCCCCCCACACGGACCUCCCAUCUCUGACCCCGUCUCUCCCCCCCGGCAGGUGAGGCCCCCCGCCCCGGCAUGGCGGAGCCGGCGGAGGAGACGCUGCUGUUCGUGGAGCAUCGCUACGUGUGCUCGGAGUGCAGCCAGCUCUACGGCUCCCUGGAGGAGGCGCUGCUGCACCAGCAGAGCCACCUGGGCCCGGAGCAGCACUACGAGGUGGUGGGGCUGGCGGGCGAGGCCGAGGCCGAGGCCGGGCUGUACCAGGCGCUGGCUGUGCAGGAGAGCAGCCAGUACCAGUGCCUGGAGUGCGGGCAGCUGCUGCUCUCCCCGGGCGAGCUCCUGGAGCACCAGGAGCUGCACCUGAAGCGCCUCAGCCAGGAGCCGGAGGCGCCUGCCAAGCUGCCGGCCUCCAGCCAGAUCCACUACGAGUGCGUGGAGUGCAAGGCCCUGUUCCUCAGCCAGGAGCUGUGGCUGGCUCACCGGCAGGCCCACCGCGCCCCCCCGGAGCCCCCCGCCCCCGAGGCGGGACCCGCCGGCCAGAGCCAGGCGCUGGUGGACCUGGAGCACUCCUACCGCAAGCCGGAGGAGGCGGGGGCAGCGGCGGGGGGGGACGGCUGCGCUGUGCAGCUGCUGCUCUACGAAUGCGGCGAGUGCUUGCAGCUCUUCCAGACGCCCAAGGACUUCCUGGAGCACCAGGCCACGCACCUGGGCGCUGCGCCCGCCGGGGAGCUGGCAGAGCCACCCGCCUGCCCAGCGGAGCCCCCGCAACCGGCGCCGGUGGGCGUGCUGAACGGAGCCGCGCCCGCCCCCUCGGAGCCCAGCAUCACCGCCAGCGACCACAGCUACGAGCUGAAGAACGGGCCUGAGGAGGCGGCGGCCGCGCCGCGCCGGCCCAAGCCGUGGUGCGCCGAGUGCCAGCAGCUCUUCCCCUCGGCACACCAGCUCCAGCUGCACCUGCAGUGCCACCGCCAGGGCGCCUUCCAGUGCCCGCUCUGCAGCAAGGUGCUGCCCACCCCGCUGGCCCUGCGGCAGCACCAGAGCGAGCACAGCGGCGAGUCGCACUACCUGUGCUUGGACUGUGGCCUGGCCUUCGACACCGAGGCCGUGCUGCUGGCCCACCGGCGCGGGCACUCCCCCAACCCCCUGCACCGCUGCGCCUGCGGCAAGGCCUUCCUCAACAUGACCAAGUUCCUCUACCACCGCCGCUCCCACGGCCCCCUGCCGGCCCCCCCGCCGGAGCCGCCCCUGCCUGCCCCGCCGGAGCCCCCACCCGCCCCGCCGGCGCCCAAGAAGCCGGACGACGUUGUGCCGCUGGCCAUCAUCUACUCGGUGGAGAACGCGGAGGCCAACGGGCCCAGCUUCCGCUGCCUGAUGUGCAGCAAGGUCUUCUCCAAGCACCUGCAGCUGGUGCGGCACCAGCGCUUUGUGCACAAGCUGGAGCGGCGCCACAAGUGCCAGACCUGCGGCAAAAUGUUCAAGAAGAAAUCGCACGUCCGCAACCACCUGCUGACCCACACGGGCGAGCGCCCCUUCCACUGCAAGGAGUGCGGCAAGAGCUUCAACUCUCAGGCCAACCUGCUGCGCCACCGGCUGACCCACACGGGCGAGCGCCCCUACCGCUGCGAGAUCUGCCAGAAGGCCUUCACCCAGUCCUCCACCCUGCAGCAGCACCUCUUCGUGCACAGCCGCCACUACCCCUACAAGUGCCAGGAGUGCGGCAUCAACUUCCACCGGCCCUACCGCCUGCUCAUGCACCGCUACCACCACACAGGCGAGUACCCCUACAAGUGCCAGGAGUGCGGGCGCUCCUUCCUGCUCCGGCGCCUGCUGGACGUGCACCAGCUGAGCCACGCCGGGCGGGAGCCCCAGGUCUGCGCCGGCUGCGGCGCUGCCUUCGUCACGGCCCUGCAGCUCCGCGAGCACAAGUGCGGCAAGGUGAGCCGGCGCUUCGAGUGCCCCACCUGCGGGAAGAAGGUCAGCUCGGCCGCCCGGCUCCGCGCCCAUGAGCUGCUCCACGAUGGGGGGGCUGUGGCCUCCCCAGAGGAGGCGGCCCCCGCCCCGCCCCCGCCGCCCCCCCCGCCCCGCCGCGCCACCUGCCCCAAGAGCUUCGAAUGCGCCGACUGCAAGAAGCUGUUCAGCACUGAGACCUCGCUGCAGGUUCACCGGCGCAUCCACACCGGGGAGCGGCCCUACCCCUGCCCGGACUGCGGCAAGGCCUUCCGCCAGUCCACCCACCUCAAGGACCACCGGCGGCUGCACACCGGCGAGAAGCCCUUCAAAUGCGAGGAGUGCGGCAAGGCCUUCACCAUCGCCGUGCGGCUGGCCGAGCACCGGCGCAUCCACACCGGCGAGCGCCCCUACCACUGCGCCGACUGCGGCAAAGCCUAUCGCUCCUUCUCCAACCUGUGGAAACACCGCAAGCUGCACCAGCAGCAACGCCUGCAGAACGAGCAGGAGGCCCUGGCCGAAGCCGCUGCCGCGGCCGCCAUGGCAGCCGCCACCGCCCCGGACUACGGCAACACCCUGACCAUCAUGGAGACGAUUGAGAUCUACCCCGCUGUGGCCACCGAGCCCGAGGGCGCCCCGGGAGGCCGCCUGGAGAAUGUUCAGCUGGGAGGGGUCUGAGCCGGGAGAAGGGGCCACGGCGCGGACAGAGCCUCCCCACCCCACCCAGCUCAUGCUGAAGCUCUUGGCUGGUGGCCACACGGCUUCUGUUCUAGCCAUGGCUGGGUCAUACGUGGCGACAACUGCUUCUCCAGCUCCCCCUUGCGGCCACGUGGCUCCUUGGGGCCACGGCGCUGCCCCCUCUGGUUCCCCCUCGUGGCCACGUUCCAGGGCCACAUGGUUCCUCCUAGUCACAGCGCUGUGCCUGAGGCCACGCGGCUCCCUCUGGCCACGGCGCUGCCCCCUCUGGCUUCCCCUCGUGGCCACGUCCGUGUGCCUGGGGCCACGUGGCUCCUUGGGGCCACGGCGCUGCCCCCUCUGGCUCCCUCUCGUGGCCACGUCCCUGUGCCCGGGGCCAAGUGGAUCCUGGCCACGGCGCUGCCUCCCCGCUCCCCCCCAGCUCCCCUUCGUGGCCACACUUAUCACCAGGGCAGUUCCAUUUGCUUCUCUGGCUGCCACCCGGGGCCGUGUCCUCGCUGCCAUGUGGCUGCAGCUCCAGGAACACCCCCCGCCCCACAACCCGGCCCCAUCCCCCAUGCCAGGCUGUGGCAGCUGCCCCCUGACCCCAAGUAGCUCACUUUUUCUAUUGACCCCCCCCCCCAGCCAGCCAUCCUCCCCACGUAAAUAACAGCCCCCCCUACUUUUGCUAACUGGACCCCUCCCUGGGGGGGCAUUUUGGUAUCUGUGUUACAAUUAAACAUGAGUAAACAAU
This is a messenger RNA of Gopherus flavomarginatus (Mexican gopher tortoise), 3498 nucleotides long. It is a transcript of the gene ZNF574, whose product is annotated as zinc finger protein 574. Gene Ontology annotation, cellular component: nucleus. The transcript has a single exon. Lineage: Eukaryota; Metazoa; Chordata; Testudines; Testudinidae. Gene Ontology annotation, biological process: regulation of transcription by RNA polymerase II. The record is from RefSeq and is a predicted model, not a curated record. Gene Ontology annotation, molecular function: RNA polymerase II transcription regulatory region sequence-specific DNA binding; DNA-binding transcription factor activity, RNA polymerase II-specific. The coding region runs from base 201 to 2747 and encodes 848 amino acids.